Molecule: messenger RNA, 579 nt
Organism: Fusarium venenatum
Lineage: Eukaryota; Fungi; Ascomycota; Sordariomycetes; Hypocreales; Nectriaceae
Source: RefSeq, a predicted model, not a curated record
AUGGAUUCUUCGGACUACAGCGACGCUGCAAAGGCGGAACUUAGAGAUGACAUCAACAAGGACGUUACUGUCUUUCUGCAACGUCUUCAGAGCGUGGGCGCCGAUGACAAGAUCGACGAUUUUGAAGUUCAAAACAUCGGGGAAGAAGCAUACAGACUGUACACUCCCACGGCUGCUGGCAGCCCAGUCUCUGGUAGUACAUCUGGUACCACCAAGGACAGCAUUGCCAAGCAGAUCGCCGACCACAACGAUGAGGCACAUAGGCAAAUCCUAAGUCGCCUCAAAAAGAAGGAGCUGUCCAAGUUGAAGAGCGACAAGAAGGCUCAGAUGGGCAAGCUCCGAGAAAGCAUGGUGGAGAUUAAGGCGGAGAGUCACGGUCUUCUUUGGGAUGCCGAACUCCGGCGCCUUAUUCAUACCCCUGGGGAUAUCUCGACCGACGUCGAGAUGAACAAGAUUCUUGACCAGUAUAGGGCCAAUGAAAUGGAAUUCCAUCAGUUGGACGCCAAGUACAAAAGACUCGAAAAGGAGCUCCGAAAGAUUCAAAGGGAGAAGCGUAAAAGAAGAAAAUCAUGUCAGUGA